AUGACAGCAGGAGCCGUGUCAGCGCCGCUCAUCAUUCCCAUCACGCACCUGCACACGCACAGAGCCAAGAACCACGUGGACACACAAACACCUGUUUCCAUACAUUCAGAGACCCCCUCCUCUCAGAUCUUCUUCUCUCUGGAUGGCUCGAAGCCGGAACCGGAGCAUCGGGGUCGCAGCAGGAAGUACAGUGGGCCGCUCCUGUUGCAUGCUGGGAAAGUGACGGUCAGAGCAGUGGCUGUCUCCAGAGACGGCAGGCGCAGCUCCAUGGUGACGAAGGUUUUCAUCGUUGAUCUGGCCGAUCCCAACAGGAAGCAGAGUGACCAAGCCCUGCAGCGUCCGUCUGAAGGAGCCUCUGCUGCCGCUCCACCGAGGCCCCCAGACCCGAGGAUGAUGGGGAACUCUCCUCUCGCAGGUCCUCCGUUUGUGAUUGGUCGGCUGGGCUCUCCGAACAGACAGCAGCAGACUGGAGCACGCCCCCCCUCGGCGAGUUCAGGUGUCUUAAGCAGCACACAGACGUCCAGAUUCCAGAGAGAGAGCGACUUCCUGCGGUGUGCUCAGUGUCUCACUCUCCGUCCCUCCGACCCGUUUUCUCGGUUAUGUGCUCAGUGUGGAGCCGCACUUCCUGGUUUACCUGCUCAGAGACCGCCCCCUGCUGAAGGAGGACAGAUGGUGUCCUGUGUGUCCUGUGGUUCUCUGGUUCCUGCGAACACUCAGAGCUGUUUGAUCUGUGAAACCUCCGUCGCCUCACAGCAGCUUCAGGCCAGCCUCAAACUGCAGGAUCAUGUGAUGUGUGUGAGCUGUGGUUGUGGGAAUCCAACUCAUGUCUCCAGGUGUCUGAGCUGUGAGAGCCGCCUGCAGCCGGCGGUGAGCGGGAGCGCCCCCCCUGGCCGGAGGUUGAGCUGCUCCCGGUGUAAAAGGUUAAACCGCUCUGACGCCAGAUUCUGCGACUGGUGCGGCUCCAAGCCCGGUUAUGCAGUCAGCUGUGUGUCGUGUUGGCGCUGUGGAGCGAGUGCACCCCCGUACGCCUCCUACUGCCCCGCCUGCAGUGCCUUCCUGCAGGCCCCACCUGCCACAAAAUCCUGCAGUGACAUCAAACCACCUGUUGGGGGUGGAGAGGCCAAACGGGCUUCAGCAACCUGGAAGACCACGCCCUCAAAAGGCCCCGCCUCCAGUGCAAAGAAGGCCCCGCCCACUGCUGAGUGCUCCACUCAGACUGUUGGACUCUAUUACCCAUCAGCCACCGAGCUGCAGAGGAAGGAGCAACAGAGAGAGAAACACAGCAGAGCAAAUGCCGAGAGAAACCCGCCGCCGAGCGCCGUCAGCCCGGGGAGAGGUUUCUGGAGGCAGCAGGUGGACCAUGUGUGUUCUCACCUGAGGAGCUAUGCUCAGAACAACGCCUCCUUCAGGACGCUGCUGGGAGAACCUCGCCUAGGCCGGUUGGUCUCGGCGGUGAUUCAGGAGGAUCAACAUGAGGUCACUGUGAGCGUCAGCUUCGUGGCGGCCGGACAGGACCCCCCCCCUCUGCAGGUGGAUCCUGCAGGAGACGCUGUUGGAGCUGCAGACUCUCUGAGCAGUGUCACGGAAACAUCUGUCCUCAGAGGAAGUGUCCGGUCUGCAGGUCGGAUGAAACCUCUGAAACUGAACCCGACUCCCAAACCUCCGGUGAUGGACGUGCGGGCUGCUGAAGGAGCUGGGUCCGAGGGGGAUCAGGUCAGCGCCGUGCAACAGCUCCUGGACCAGCUGCAAGGCCAGCGUCCGGCGCAGGAACUCCGGCGGUCAGACGGCGUACGAUGUGGUGGUGAAGUCUGGCUGCAGAGAGGCGGUGUCCCUGCUCACUGCUCAGACCGGACAGCAGCUGCUGAGACAACUGACUGAACCCGGACGCCUCCUGAACCACAGACUGAACCCGGACGCCUCCUGAACCACAGACUGAACCCGCCUCCUGAACCACAGACUGAUCCCGGACGCCUCCUGAACCACAGACUGAACCCGGACGCCUCCUGAACCACAGACUGAACCCGGACGCCUCCUGAACCCCCGGACGCCUCCUGAACCACAGACUGAUCCCGGACGCCUCCUGAACCACAGACUAAACCCGGACGCCUCCUGAACCACAGACUGAACCCGGACGCCUCCUGAACCCCCGGACGCCUCCUGAACCACAGACUGAACCCGGACGCCUCCUGAACCACAGACUGAACCCGCCUCCUGAACCACAGACUGAACCCGGACGCCUCCUGAACCACAGACUAAACCCGGACGCCUCCUGAACCCCCGGACGCCUCCUGAACCACAGACUGAACCCGGACGCCUCCUGAACCCCCGGACGCCUCCUGAACCACAGACUGAUCCCGGACGCCUCCUGAACCACAGACUGAACCCGCCUCCUGAACCACAGACUGAACCCGGACGCCUCCUGAACCACAGACUGAACCCGGACGCCUCCUGAACCACAGACUGGACCUGAGUCGGGAUGUUGACUCACUGCAAGAUAGAUGUUUUAGUAGUUCUCUGGUUCUCCGGCUGUUUUUAGUUUGAGAUUACUCUCAUAAUGCAGACUUUGAGAUUGUUUCUAUCAGCUAAAUGUCAGAAAGUGUUUUUCAACGUUUCGUUUAACCGGUUUUAAAGCAGCUCUUGGCCCUCUGCCUCCUCCCAGAGGUAGAUAUGAGAUGUUAGUGAAAUAAAGGUUAUGUUUUACAGA
Molecule: messenger RNA, 2704 nt
Organism: Eleginops maclovinus (Patagonian blennie)
Lineage: Eukaryota; Metazoa; Chordata; Actinopteri; Perciformes; Eleginopidae
Gene: dzank1
Product: double zinc ribbon and ankyrin repeat domains 1
Exons: 18
Coding region: 1-1878 (625 amino acids)
Biological process (GO): eye photoreceptor cell development
Source: RefSeq, a predicted model, not a curated record